Molecule: messenger RNA, 1139 nt
Organism: Oppia nitens
Lineage: Eukaryota; Metazoa; Arthropoda; Arachnida; Sarcoptiformes; Oppiidae
Product: ubiquitin recognition factor in ER-associated degradation protein 1-like
Exons: 2
Coding region: 51-1103 (350 amino acids)
Cellular component (GO): VCP-NPL4-UFD1 AAA ATPase complex
Molecular function (GO): polyubiquitin modification-dependent protein binding
Source: RefSeq, a predicted model, not a curated record
GAUUUGAAAAUUAAAAAAUAAAUUAUUAAAAUUAUAAUCCAAAAAACCAAAUGGCAGUAAAUUACAGAACUAUAAAAUUGGGAAAAUUAAAGGCCUUUUCUAUUGAUCACAUCGGAGACAAUAGUAGUCAGAGAGUGUCAGAGGCCCAAAAUGGGGGCAAAAUUGUGUUACCCCACAGUAUAUUUCGGAGAGUUUACCGAUUAGAACAGUCACCUAUGAUUUUUAGGUUAACAAACAAAAAUCUGACAAUACUUUCUGGCGUUUUCUCAUUUGAUAGCCAAGAAAAACAGGUAUUGGUUCCCAAUUGGAUAUUAAGAGGACUUCAAAUUGAUAUGGGUAUGGAUGUGUCCAUUGAAGUACUAUUAACUCCACUUCCGAAGGGUGUGUUUGUUAAGUUUGAACCACUUUCGCGAUCCUUUUAUGACAUCACUGAUGCCAAGGCUGUCCUCGAGUACUGUAUGUCAAUGUAUGUCUGCAUUACCAGAGAUGAUGUCAUUUCCAUUUGUCAUAACAAACACAUAUAUGACUUGAGAAUAUGUGAAACACUGCCAAACAAUACAAUAGAUAUCACUGAAUGUGAUCUUAAUGUAGAUUUUGCAGAAAUGAAGGAAGAGUUCAAACAGAUUCCUUUGCCUAAAGAAUGCGAUUUGGAUCACAUGAAGGAUCAAAUGGAUAAGUCUUGUUCGCCAUUUCCUGGAACUGGACAUACAGUUAGUGGUUUAAAAAGAAAGUCCAGAAAAGAAACAAAAUCUAACACAAGAAAAUCACUUCAUAACAAAAGAGGAGUUCCAGAUUUUGACCACAAAAUCGGAAAUAUUUUGUUUAAAAGACACAAAAAAGAUGUGAUUUCAAACAUGUCGUCAGAAAAGGACAAAAACCAAAAGGCAGAAGAAAAAGGUGAAGAAAAUAAUACAAAUAAUCAGAAAAUGCUUAAAAAUGAAGUGACACUCAAUCCACAAACAAAUGGUUUGCCCAUUGCAUCGACUAGUAGUGGACGGCAGUCAUCACAAUCAAGAAGAAAGGGAAUCAUCACUAGAAGUCAGACCCGAGAAAAAAGAAAAGAAAAAACUCUUUCAAAGAAUUCAAAAAAGAAGAAAAAAUGAAUUAUUUUUUAUUUGAAAAUCAGUCAAAUAUUUCAA